Molecule: messenger RNA, 15358 nt
Organism: Motacilla alba alba
Lineage: Eukaryota; Metazoa; Chordata; Aves; Passeriformes; Motacillidae
Gene: PLEKHM3
Product: pleckstrin homology domain containing M3
Exons: 8
Coding region: 6693-9026 (777 amino acids)
Source: RefSeq, a predicted model, not a curated record
GAGGGGCCGCUGGGCGCCGGGCAGGGCCAGCGCGGGCCCCUCCCGGAGCGCGGGCGCGGCGCGGCCCGGGCGCAGGUAAAUAAAUCCUCCCUUUGGUCCGCGGGCGGGGCGGGGCCGGAGGGGGCUGCGAGGCUCCCCGGCCCCUCCGGGGCGGGCGGCCGGGCCGGGCUUCCCGCAGCCUUCGCCGCGCUGCCUGCCCGCCCGAGCGUACGGGGCUGUGUGCGAGGGCCCGGGCGCGGCCGCGUUUGCUUUCAUAGCACAAACACGGCUGUAGUCAUGUGCUCGUCUGGAAGGACAUGUUCCCCUCUGCGUAAAAAGGCCCCCUGCUUUCAUUUUCCCCACCCGGCUCACGGUCUUACCAGGAAUUUGGGUGCUCCUCGAGUCAGACUCCAGUAUGUGUAGGCGCAGGAUGCUGACAUCCCUGUCUAUUUUAGUAGCCCAGAGUGUGACAUAAUGCCGUGGUCUUCUUACCUGGCAGUAAAGUUGCUUCUUUCAAGGAGCAGGCACCCAGACACAGCCAGUGGAGUUACACCUUCUGGAAUCAAAUAGGCCUGACAAGAGAGCCUGUGUUAGGUGGGAAUCAAUGUGUGCUAGCUGGAGUAUCGGCAGAAAUGCUGGGGUCGCUGUCAGCGUGAGGUAAGGGAAAAAACUCGGGUGUGCGUUUGUGUAGGGCAUCAUGGCUUGCUCCUGAUCUGUUCUGCAGAUACGCACAAAUGAUCCUCAUCCUGCAAAGCUUUACAGGCAAAUCUCACUUUCAGCACUGCAUACCCUACUAAUUGACUACAAAAAGUCACAGUAAGAAAGCAUCUGAAUCUUAGUUGGUCCAAUGCCCAUACACUUAAAGCAACAGUAACUUUCAUCUUGACACUUUUAUGUCUUAUUUAUUCAAAAUUAAUGAAUUAGUUUUGGGACUUAAAUCAGAAAUCUAAUGUGAAACAGAGCACUGUACAGUAGAAUGAAAGUUCUUAUCAGUCUGUAGUAGCUGGAUACAUUGUUCCUGGAGGACCUGAUCAGACUGAAGCAGGUAAUUGUUACCAUUUCAAUAUCAUGAGAUGCCUUGAUGCUUCUACCGGGCUUCUGCUAAGAUUUUCUGUAAUGAAGAUGAAGUUCAGUUUGGAGAAGAGCAAGCACUUAUGCUGGGUAGUCACACAACUCUCUAGUGGUGCCAUCCCACUGGGUCAGCUGUUGUGGCAGGGCUGCCAGGACAAGAGCAUUUGGGUUGCUGUGGUAGAUUACCAAACUUCAGCAUUAUUUGGAUCGGUGCUGCUUCUCCUGCCAAUGUAGGUGACAAGGGACUGUGGUCCUGGCUGUUUGAAAAACAAGAGAAGAGCUUAGCUUGAGGUGAAAAGAGGCUGUGAUUAAGCACUGUAUUUCCCUCAAUGUCAGCAUGCAACUGCUAACAGUUACAGGAAAUCCAGGUCUCACUGUAGAAUGGCUUGUACUGUCCCAGCUGAUUCUUUGGGUGCCACAGUUGGAGAGAGUAGUUAGCUCCAGCUGCAGCUCAGGGCUACUCAGAAAGCUGUACAGUACAGAUUUGGAUGUCAAAUGUGUUUUCUUACAGCUGUGCUGGGAUCUCAGGGAAGAAACGGUCUUCUGUGUCCUUGUGGGAGAUGGUGUGUUUGUUAUCUUCUUUUGGGCCUCUGGGGCAAUGCAAGCUGUUAUUCCCAGCUAUGUUUUUUACUUCUGUUCACAGCUCAACAAGGGCAAAUUGAAAAUGUCUUAAUUUCUGAACUUAAAGAAAAAAAAGUCAAGCAUUUAAGGACUGACUGUCUUUCCUUUUCAACGUAGUCCUAGAAAAUGUGUAGUGAGGAGAUACCUGCAAAAUUUCAGUUUGCAUUAAGUAAAAUCGUUUGGGUUUUUUUAAAAGAAAAGUAUUAUUUCACCUGACAUAUACAAAGUUGCUCCACAUCCUAGCAGGAGCCAAGCUGCUCCAUGGAGGCAGAUACAAUUAGAAGUAUUAGACUGAGUCAUGUUUGUUGUUUCCUGCUUGCCUAGUUCAGUCACGUUUCCUCUUGUACUGGAGGAGCUUGUAUCAGCCCUCUUGGAUACUCUGUUCCCUGACAAUUUCUGUACUCUGUACUGAAUUCAGGAGGUGACAGGCUGUUUUGGGGUGUCUGUGUGCCUGGCAGAACAGGCAGUGCUCUUGUAGACAGGGACAGCAUGUAGAAUCCAAGUUACACAACUUUAGACAAAACUGGAAUGUGAGCACAGAAAUCAUUCACUCCCUUGGGUUGUUAUUUGAGGCUACAGGUGUGUUUAGGACCACAGAUCCACGUCGAGGGCCAAAUCACUGCACUGCUGUGUUCUUUUUGUCCAUGUGGAUUUUGUGAGGUCAGGCAGCCACCAGGCAGCAUGCAGAGUGGGGGUGGUCUGGGUUUCAGUCUGAUGUGACCUAAGAAAGUGCCCACGUGCUGAUGGGUUUGGCUGGCUGCAGCCAGGGCUGUGUGUCACCACCAGCUGCUCCCCAGUGGUCAGUCUGCUUGGCUUUUUGUUCCCUUCCUUGUUAAAGUCCUUUAUCCUUCAUCCCGGUCCAGCUGCUGAGAUUUUUAAUGGUUAUUCAUCCUCAGGAAGUGACACAGCCCUUGAUGACUUGGUGGUGCUCCCCAGCCAGGAGGGAUGUGUGUCAGAUGGCUGCAAGGCAAACGAGUGAGUGAUAAAGAUCUUCGGAGAGCUGUCCAGCAGUCAGUUUCAGGAAAAGAAAUCCUUUUGGUGGUCUGUCUUCCUCCACUCCUGGGUGCUCCUCAGCCUCUGGCCCCACUUUGUUCUAGUGCAGGCUGUUGUGCUCAUUGCAGCUUAGUAUUUAAUGGGUUUUAAUCAGUGUUUCCAAAUGACAGUUAAAAUUAAAGAUAAUGUGUACUGUAAGCACUGUUUUGCUGUGUGCUCAUCGCUGGGUGAGCUGUUCUGGAGCUGUGGCGUGUUAGUUCUCCACACGGGAAGGAUGCCUGGGGAGCUUCCUUGUUAAAGGCACUGGGUGAGAUCAGCAGCUGGGGAAAAUCUGUGCUUCACAGAGCCAGACUCAUGUGUCCUUGCUAAGUGUCUCUUUCCCUUCACAGAAUGUGGCAUUCUUCUUCUUACCUGAUUUCACUUCUUUCUUCAGUCUUCAGUUCAAGUUUUUGCAGUCGUUUUUUUUAUUGUUUUUUUUCUUUGUUUGUUUGUUUUGUUUUCUGUAGAGUAGAAGAGAUCACUGCUGUCUUUUAGCUUGACUGUAAUUAGGCCCCAAGUUAAUUGCAGCUGUUCUUGCUGUUUGCCUUUCCCUGGGUCUAGCAGACAGGAUGUGGGAACUCUUCUUCAUUGAUAGAUGUUGGAAGGUAAUUUCAUCCUUUAGGGCAAUGAGACUGGAAAACAGGUGGGUUUGCAACAUGGAAAUGGUUAUGUUUACAUUCAGCUACCCUCUCUUGACCCUAUAGGCAAGCAUUCCUGACCAUGGAGUCUCUUUCUGCAGUUUUUUUGAGUUUUUCCUGAGUAUUGCCAGUUGCUUUGUGCAGGAAUAUCAGUCAAAAGAUAUUUCUGUGAGACAUUUUAAAGUUGGGAUAGUCUGAAACAUUUAAGCAAUGCAUUUCUCAGUUUGUCUGUCAGGGAAAGACGCCUCUGGAGAGAGGCUUUAAAAAUGUGAUCUAAAGACAAUUGCCCAGGUGAUGUUGAACCAACCAUUGACUGUCAUAUGGUAACCUUUUGAAAUUGUGGUUCCCUGUAUAUGAAAAGUUUCUUGUAGUUUUCUCUUCUUUUUGAAGCUCUGUAAAUUUCCUCCAGCUAUUGAAAUGGUGACUCUAACAAGCUUGUGUGCUCUGUCUCACUUGAUGUACAAGGCAGUAUGUCUUCUGGGGUUUUGGAAUCACUUGGGAAAAGGCUUGCCUUGUGCCACAGGAGCAAAAUACAGCCAGGAUCCAAGAGAAUGUGAUAGUUUGCCCAGGGACAGUGUCCCAGCUGAUGCUCACACUCUAUAGUUGUCCCUUGUGAAGUUCCUCCUUAUCAGUUGCUUCUCCAAGAUGGGUGUGACAGGCAAGCAGGAGUGCAGCCUUCAGUUGCUGCUCAGAGAGCUGGCCACUGCAUUGCCUGGGAUUCACAACCACUCGGAGGGAAAGUGUCUUGAACCAGGACUCUUGCAGGACUCUUCAGCUCCUCGUGCAAGCGCUUUGUGCCAGUGAUGUGCGGAACUGCAUAGACAAUGAUAAAAGCUGUGUGUGACAGCCACCUGUGCAUCCUUCUCUCUUCUGUCCACUCGAGUGUGCCCACCUGACAAAUACAGCUCAACUUCUUAACUAUUAGGUAGCACCUAAGUCAUCAACUUCAUAGCUGCUUUCAGGGAUUCUGCACAGCAAAGCCUGAUUUUCAAGCACUGUCAUUGACCUAAGUGUGUCCUGUUUAGAUUUAGGGCAGUACUUGUCUGAUGUGAGCUACCGAGCAGGUCAGAAAUCCUUGAAGCAGCAAAACCUGUAGGUUGUGAUUGUUUGAAGUACCACUGGAAGACUUUGAGGUCCCAGUCUGAGGUUGCUCAGACUGACAGGUAGAAAAGCUCAGUAGGUACUUAGCUGUGCCAGCCCCAGUGGAUUGUAUUCAGAGACAGUGCAUCAGCCUCUUCUUCAGAUACCUUCAGACCAGGUUUGUCUGAACAACACAUAGCCCACAAACUGGACUGUAGUGGUCCACGCCUACAGCAUAACAGAAAUAAAAGUCCCAAGGCUGCUUGAGUUUGCUCUGCUACCCAAUUGUUACCCAGCUGAAAGAAUCUCUCUGUUUUCCUUCUUGGCCUUGGAGUUUCAGCCCACAGUUGUAAUGUAGUGUGAGAUAAGCAGAGCUGGUUCCCACAGAAGGUUCCAGUGUGUUGGGAAGGGGAUGGGGCAAGCUCCCCAGUGCCUGAGGCACCCCUGCUCUCUAUUUGCAUACAGGUAGCUUGUAGAGCUCCUCUUGAGCUCUUGAGAUAAAAUUCUCAGAAACCGUAUUCUUUGCCAGGAAUCUGAGCUCAAGAGUCAUUAAGAGUUAAUGAGACUUGAGGGACUUUUAAUAUUACCUGUCUCUGGCUACCUUUUACUGACUGAGAGCUCCUGUAAUGUAUGCAUUCCCACAUGAACAACGUUGAUAGUUCCUUUCUGAUUCUCUCUUCUGAUUCCUCAAAUACUAGAGGAAAGGGGAAGUCUCUAUCUGUUGUGUAUCACUUGUUAAGCAUCGCUAUUAUCUGGAAGAGAGGUAGGAAGUCCUCUGAGCACCAAAACCAACAAGAUUGCUUAUCAAGUUGUGUGAAGUCUCCUUUUCUUCCUUUCUGCUUUUCCCCUCUGUUUCACAGUAUUUUCUGUGCUUUUUAAAUUUUGCCAUGCAUUGCUUGGAUAUUUUUCAUAACCCAUGAGGAUCCAGAAAAUGUAUCAGGAAGCAUAAUGAUCUCUUCCAGUGUAUGUUCCUUGGCAUUUGUCAUUCGUGACUCUUCUCUGCUGUCAUAGACUGUGCUGUCACCAGGGUUAAACUCAUGUGGCUUCUCCAAGGGAGGUAAUCUUUAGUAAAUUGAACUUCAGUGUCUCAUGUGGUAUGACCAGUAAUCCUUGCUGUUUACCUCAGCCGUGUGAGUGAUGGGGCCACUAUAAACUUGUGAUAGUAAAGACUACUCAUGUUGUAAGUGCACAUUAAUUAUCUGACUGCUGCAUGUUCGUGCUGGGCAGAUAUACAGAAAACUGUUUUUCAGCUGCUGCAAUCUCUGUGUCCAGCAGUUUUUGCUGAGUACAAUGCAGCAUGUUCCUUCAUCCUUUUUUCACUAAGACCAGUUCCCAGGGGCCUGGAUGAGCACAAAUCCAAGCUUAUGGUUGUCCAUAGCUUCAUCAAUCUAUAAUAAUUUGGGCUAAUGCUUCUUUCUUUCUUUCUCUCAUAUUCACUGCCUUAGACUGAAAAUCUUUGGAAAAGAAACAAUACAUAAAGCAAUACAUUUUAUAGUAACUUAAAAAAGAAGUUUAACUUAUCCUAUUAUUUGCCUUUUUUUACCCUUCCCAUGAAGGAAGUGAUUUUCACUGCUUUUCCUCCUGGAGGAUAUUGUGAUGAAGCUGUUUACUGCCAUGUCAGAGUUUGCUUUCAUUUGGCACCAAAUCCAUGCAGACGUCUCAAUUAAAUUUUUGUUGAGUGCUGCUGUCAGAAAGUGCCUAAUUGCAUUUAUGGAGGAUAUGUAAUUGCAGGAUCCCAGUGCUAGUGGGAAUUACUGGCAAAACUCUUUUGGUGGUGUAGGGAAGGAUGAGCCUGCCACCACUGAUGUCACCUUUCACAUGAUGUCACAUCUUUAUUGAGCAGGGCAAACAGACUAGUUGGGAAGGUAUGAAUGUUGCAGUUUGUGAACUGUGUGAUACAGGGGCCUGCCAUCUUCUCAUGACCAUGUGAUUCAGCAUCCUGCUGGCUCUGAGGUCAGUUUGUAGUUCGGCAUCACCACACUUGGCUGCAUGGUAGCUCCAGUCUCACAGGAUCCAGAGAAACAUUCAGCCACUUGAAGCCUCCGGCAUUUAAAAAUGAACUUGUUAAACCUACUCUUCAUCCCUAUGAGCUGUUUUCACACAGGCACCAUAGCCCACUUGGUCAGUGGGUGUUAGGUCUUCCCACUGAAGACAAAUUGAGUUGGUUACUUCUACCACUAUGGGCUGGAGUUGUUGACUGUGUUUGCCCGCCAAGUCCAAGUUAAUGGUGUGCCAAGGACAGAUGUGAAGCAGCUCUUUAGGUCCAUAUUGAUGUGGUAUCUUCUUAACGCAUCGCACCGCCUUGAGCCCACCGCAGCACAGGAUAUGGAGGCUCUUGAAGUGGAUGACAUUAGCCCUGCCUUGGAAGUGACUGAAGACUUUUUCAAUAGUUUUGAUACUAAGCUUGAAAAGAUUGUGCAGCCCUCUGAAGUGUAUGGUGUACAGGAGGUCCCGGAACUGGUUGGGCAUGAGGUAUUUGAUCAGAUAACAGAGAGCAGGAACCUGAGGAACGUCGCCUCCUUAGCCAAAAGUAGCCUCCUCUGGGAUCACUGCAAAAAUGGCCUCUUGGAAACCAAAGCUCAGACUGUGUUCCCUGCCAAAGACCAAUGCAUGGUGCAGAGGGGAACAGCUGCUGACAACCUUGCUUGGGCAGGAGAGGGGGACACCACAGCUUUUAAUAUCUUCAAGAUCUGCCAGCGGCGGAGGGAUAGGCCUCGCUCGGUGAAUGACAUCCUGGUGCAGAGUGAGGAAGCCUCCAUGUUCAAACCAGGUCACAACAGGUCACGCUCUGAUAUCAGCCAUGUGAACUGGAGAGUGGUCUUCACAGGCACCUCCCUGCAGCAGCCACCUGCACCUGGUCAGGACAAUAACUGUGCUCUGCUUUCCUACCUGGCACUAACCAAGGGAGAGGAUAUCCAAGGAAACACAGAACACAAGACAGUGUUCUCAAAUCUUCUGAAGAAGGGAUACUUGGAAGUUAGAAGAGACAAUGACAGCUACUGGCAAACCUGUUACGCUGAACUCUCUCAGUACAAACUGUACCUGUAUUGCUUGGACAGCAGUGGCAACCAGACUCUUCCCACCGUGUAUCCACUCAUGCGUUUUCAAAGGGUCGCUGUUACUGGUGGCAUUGAAGCCAAGGUGGUGGAUGCUGUCCUGUCAGACAGCUCACAGCUGCAGCUGAAGGCUGAGUCCUCCUGGGAGACUUUGGACUGGGGACAGAAACUUUGGGAAGCGGUGCAUGCUUCUGGGCCUGCUUUUACAAGACAGCAGGAGAAACUGGAGAAUGUGCCAAAGCCUGAAAAUAACAGUGACCUUUCUCAAACUAAUGGAUUAUUAGAGAAGCCUAUGGAGCUCUUCCUAUCCAUGAAUUUGACUGAAAACACUAAAGAGUACCAAAAUAUUCUGAAAUCGGGGACUCUUUACAGGUUAACUGUCCAGAAUAACUGGAAGGCAUUUACUUUUGUCUUGAACAGGUCUUGUCUCAUGGCAUUCCAGCCUGGUAGGCUUGAUGAAGAUCCCCUGCUGAGCUACAAUGUGGAUGUGUGCCUGUCGGUCCAGACAGAUACUCAGGAUGGCUGUGACUCUUGCUUCCAGGUCAUUUUUCCCCAGGAUGUGCUGCGCCUGCGCGCGGAAACGCGGCAGAGGGCCCAGGAGUGGAUGGAGGCACUGAAAGCAGCAGCCAACGCUACUCGAAGUUUGACUCAGAACCCACAGGUCACGCUCAGGAACAAACCUGGAGAUCGGCCCUUUGGAAAUGAUCUUAGAAAGACCAAGCGCCAGUCUGUGACCACCAGCUUCCUGAGCAUCCUGACCACACUGUCUCUAGAGAGAGGGCUCACAGUUCAGAGCUUCAAGUGUGCAGGCUGUCAGCGCUCCAUAGGGUUGUCCAAUGGGAAAGCCAAGGUGUGCAGCUACAGUGGAUGGUAUUACUGCAGCACCUGCCAUGUGGAUGACAACUUCCUUAUCCCUGCACGGCUGGUUCAUAACUGGGACACUUCCAAAUACAAGGUAUCAAAGCAAGCCAAAGAGUUCCUGGAAUAUGUUUAUGAGGAGCCAUUAAUUGACAUCCAGCAGGAAAAUCCCAUGUUGUACAAUCAUGUUGAACCUCUGGCAACUGUUGUCCGCCUGAGACAGCAGCUGAAAUCCCUGCGAGCCUACUUGUUCAGCUGCAGGGCAGCAGUGGCUGAAGAUCUGCGUAGAAGGAUCUUUCCCAGAGAGUAUCUUCUUCAACAAAUCCAUCUUUAUUCUCUGGCAGACCUUCAGCAGGUUAUUGAAGGAAAGCUGGCUCCUUUUUUGGGAAAGGUGAUCAAGUUUGCCACCUCUCAUGUGUACAGCUGCAGCCUUUGUAGCCAAAAGGGCUUCAUCUGUGAGAUUUGCAACAAUGGAGAAAUCCUUUACCCCUUUGAGGACAUUUCUACAAGCAGGUGUGAAAGCUGUGGUGCUGUCUUCCACUCUGAGUGCAAAGUGAAGGCUGUACCAUGCCCCAGGUGUGUGCGUAAAGAAUUGCAGAAGAAGCAGAAAUCCUUCUGGAGGCAACUGAAUAUGGACGAGAACUUUGAAGAGUCUUGCAACAUGUUUGAAUUGUCAUAUCAGAACACAUGAGGUCCUUAAGGCAGUGGCCAGCCUGAAGAGAAUCCCUCUCCCAGCUGCCAGCUCAAGCAAAUUCUCUGCUUAGACAGGCAGAAAUUGUUUUGAAAAAUAUUACCUGACCUUCUUCAUCUGUGAAAUAAGAGCUGCCAAAGUGGCCAUAAAGCCUUGUUGGCUUUGAAAUACCAAUGGCUAAACUGCAUUUAAGUCCAGCCUUUGACUCUCAUUCAAAAUGUGGUUUAUGAGAAAUGCUUUAGGUCUAGCUAAUUAAGUACCCAACUUUCUUUUUCACCUCUGGGAACACUUUAUCUCAAGGCAGAAAAUAUUUGCUGCCAUGAUUGCAUUAUUUUUUAUGUUGUUCGUUUAGAGUUGAUGAACCAUCUACUUAUUUAUGUGUAUUAUUUAUUUAUUAGUAGCCUUGGCAGAGCUUCUGGUGAGGUGUUUCACAGAACCCGAUAGAGCAGGAAUUAUUUUUAAUCCACUGUCUCCUUCUGAUAUGGACAUGUAGUUUCACUUCCUCAUGUUUUCAGAGAACUACCUUAAAGGAUCUCCCUUAAACCUUAUUUGGGGUGCUUGCAAACAGAAGACACAGAAUAAUUCCUUCAGUUAUGUUUAUAUAUUUAUAACCACCCCAGUGAACUGCUCCAUAUUCAGAUAACCAUGGGACUUGCUACUCUUUCUGUUCAGGCUGGAAGUAUCAGUUAAGCUCUGUCACUGAAGUCCUUUGAGAUUUGUGCUGGUUGCUCUUGAUUCAUGGCAGGCUAUGUCCUUGUCUGUAGUAACAUGAUGUUGGUUCUCCUCCUUCCAGUCUGAAACUUUAGGGCAUUUUAAGUGUUCACACUGGUUUUCUUUUUAUUUCCUGAAGUUUACUUCAAAUGUUUUUCUAAUCUGAACCUGUUGAACUGAUAGUUAGGAAAGUGGUCUUGCCCAUUUUAAUUAGCAAAAAAUCUCCAAAAUUGUGAAACGCUACUUUGCUGUUUUCAUAUGCAACUUGUGUCCUACAUUCUCUCUGAGCUCCGAGGCAUUUAUAGUUCUGUAAUGACUUCCAUGGUGGACGGUGAAGUUCCUUGAGGUAUGAUUCUGCUUCACACACCUGGAACACAGGGAAGUAUAAAACACAGUGAAUUAUUUUGUAAAGGGAAGUACCUGAUGGAUUUAACUGGGGAGGUGUGUGUCGUUGCUGGCAGUAUGUUUAAUUCAUGGCGAAUUCACUUCCAAUGAGCAGUUAGAUUGUCUUCCCCUCAUUUCACAUUCCUGACUCUUUUCCACACCCUGCAGUGAUAUGUGUAUUACAUACCUAUGAAAGCAUUCAUAUGUAUAUAUAUAUAUAUACAUACACAAACACACACACAUCUAUAUAUAGAAAGUAAAUAUGUUUUCAGAAGAAUAAUGCCAGUUGCAUGUGUAUUUUUCCUCUCCUCUCACAUAGGUUUGUGAAAAUAUGGAAUACUGAUUUUUGCUUUCUAUAUAAUCUACAGACUGUUGUUUUCAAGGCAGAAAGCAGUUUUGAUUGUUGAAGCAUCUCACUAAUUGCUGAAGUAUUUGAAAUGAAAGAACAGGGUACAUCAUGCUUACAUUAAAAGGCAAAAUGCUGCAAUGAGUUGCCUUGUACUGGAAUAUAAGUGGUUACCUUUUCCAGCCUCCAGUCAAAGAAAAAAGUAGCUUUCUCAAAUUUGAGUGCAACUACUAUAUGUAAAUAUAUAUGCAGAAGCAUGUUUAUAUCUCUAUACAUUAGACAACCAGUGCCUUUCUUUUGCAGAAAUUCUUCCUUCAUUGGGAUUCUUUAGAAGGAAGUGAGGGUUUUUCCAUGUUCUUGGCAAAGUGCUGUAGGGAUUCCCAUACUUAAUAAACAUGGUGAAUCAUGCACCUUUGUCACCAAAAUUAAUACUUCCCAUACACAAUGGUGUCUCUGUCUCAGCUCACUGUUCCUCAUGUGAAAAUGAGUUGCUUUUGGCUAUCACCCUUAAAGGUAUAAUGUUCCUUGCAAAUCCAUUCCCAUGCAAAGAAUUCCCUGUGUUCAGAAAUGCAAACACUGGGGAAGUAUUGUGGAAUUAGUCAGGCAAACAGGAACUGCACUGGUACUGGCUGAAUAAACAGAACGCUCCCAUGUUUUUCAGCUUGUGUCACUACAAUUACUGCUGUGGCAAAGCCAGUAGCUCUGAAACUGUCAGCAUCUGGCAGGUACUAUUUUGAAUUAUCUGUAGACAUAAUGUUAGGUCAUUAAAAAAAAAAUGGUGGUGUUUUUCAUAUCCUCAUGCUCUGGUAUUUAUAAUGCCUCACAGUGCUUGUUCAUGUCCAGCUCAGUUUGGAGAAGGCUGCUUGAGUGCACUGUCAAAAACCAUGCGGAGUCAAGGAAUCAAGGUUCAGACAUUGCAGAAUAUUAGUUACUUUGACAGAUGUCCUGUCUAGAAAGUACCAGCCAUGUGGGUGGUUAGAUAUUGGAAUUGAACGCUGGAAUAACAACAUAGACAGCAUUGGAGUUGCUCUGGGUUUGUACAUGUACUACAGAACAGUUUCUUUGCUAACAGAGAUUUAAAGGAUAAAAAGUAUGAUGUUGGCAAAACUGCCGAAAUUAGUCAUGGGUCUGAAACCACUGCCAUUAUAAAUGGCAUAGAGCAAGAGCAUGUUAUGGUAUUCUGUCAGUGCUCCGAGCUUUAUGUAAAAGGAUACUAUACAAUACAAUACAGAUCAUGCUAUUUGCUUUAAAUCCAGUGUUGUAGUAAACUAGCUAGUUCCUCAAAUGAAUAGACAUUAAUUUCUACUUUGGAAAAGUGAUACAGCUUCACAGUAGCUCUAGGAGCAGGCUGUAAUGUGGAAGAUGAUGUCCUCUCAGGGAUGCCUAGCUCCUAUCCAAAACCAUUUAUUCCUUAUAGGUAAGAUAAAAUAUUUUGUCACCAAUUUUUGUAAGCAUAAUGAAAGGCUUAAUCCUGCCCUCAGUCGAUUUUCUUGCAGGAGCCAUCUGCAAGCAGGAGCCUCAGCCUGGGGUUCUGCAGGUGGUUUGGGUUUCAGACAGCGCUGUACCCUUGCAUGGUUGUCUCUGCUGUAUCACCAGUGCUCCGUGCUGGUCCCUACUGCUGCUGUCUGCCCAUGCUGCAGCCCACAGCCUGCACGUGGCUCUGCUCUGCAGACUUCUGGAUGAGCAUCAGCUGGUAGAGUUCCUGGGGGCUUUGCAGAUUGCAUGACUCUGCCCACUCUCUCCCCCCACCCCAGGUGAAAUUAUGCAUUAGUACUUCAGACUUGUCCUACCCAUGUGUGAAAUAAAUUAGAACGAUGCCAUUUCAUUGUGAAUCAAGAAUAAAAUAUGCUGUUUGUCUUCUUCAAAGAGAAGAUGCUUUCAUAACUGACUGAAAAGAAAUUGUUCUGUAAUCCAGUUACUGCUUUUGCUUUGUACAGAACUCAUUAUCAGUUUAAAAAUAGGGUGCUUAACUGCAGUGGACCAUAGCUUCACUCUCUACAGGUACUUACAGUUGUUAGUCUGAUAUUAUUUAAAUCUAGGACACUAUCGAGAUCUUUCUUCAAGUCUCUUUUCCUCUUUACCCUAACCAUCUACCUUUCCUUUAAUGGGAAGAUGGGCCUAUUUAGGGGAUGCAAACUGCAGCUCUUUUUGUAUUAUCAAUCUAUAAAAAGAGAAAUUCGUAUUUCUUGUGUAGGAAUCCUCCUACUGCUUUUCUUGUUUUUUGUCUGUCUUAUGUGGUGGAAAAUGAUGGGUUUGUGAUAUGACAAAAUAUCCUGGCUGGCACAUACCAAUAUGAGCUUACUGCUGGGAUCCAUAGGAAUUGGUAGGUAUGAGGGAAGGUACUCUUUUGAGAGGAACUUAAGUUUUUGCAGUACUGUGCAGGCUCUGAUGGCCCUGUUAGGAGUGAAUCAUCAGGGUAUCUCUGGAGCUCCUCUUGUCAAGGCUUCUCUUAUUAUUAGCAUAGUGUGUGUAUUACAAUAGUUUGAUGAUAAUGUCUUGAAAGAUUUUUAAAAAGAGCAGAGGAUGUCUGUUUACAAUGAAAUGGGGAAGCUGCCCAGUUGAAUUUUGCUUUUACCCUGUAGCAACAGAAGCCACUGAGUUUCCUAAGCUUCCCAGAGGUCACUGCCUGGAUUGCAGCUGACUGUUGAUCUGUAUUAAAAAAAAAAAUAAAUUGAAUAAUUGCCAUAAUUUUCUAAUUUUUUUUCUGCCACUGAGUUGCAAGCCAGUCUCCCCUCUCUCUCCACUGUCUCUGUUCCUCACCUUACUCAUAGUACUGAGCCUAUAGCCAGGCUUGGAGCUUCAUAGGUCAUUGUGUUGCUUUUGAACCAGUUGAGUCCGGUCAUUCUCUCCUUUGUAAUUUGCCUUCCAAUUUUCCCUUCCCAAUAGGAGUGCCUUACAGUACAGUAUAUUAGUGUCUCUCUUCCUGUUUUGGAUUUCCUGAUUGCAUCUGCUGUUUUAUUAACUUAAACCGAAACGCUCCUGUGGCUGGGCCUGCUCUUUCGCAGGAGCAGCUGAAUAAAUCAGUUUGCUUGUUCUGCCCGCAUGAAGUUAGCUCUACAGGCUUCAUAUACCAGCUCUGAAGACACCAAGCUGUGUGGGAACUCCUCACUUUUGCUCAUUUUGGUGCCUUAAAUUUUGAGAAGUGAAUGAUUUUUUUUAGAAAUGCUCUGCCAUGAUGCAAUGUGUUUGGCAUUGGAGCUUAAAACCCUUGCUCAUGACAGUUUCCAUCGUGCUAGGAAUGGUAACCAUAACACUUGUUUAUUGUCUAUGUUUUUGUGAGGGCAUUAUUUUUGAGAGAGGAUAGUGUGGAGAUGGUAUUGGUUCUUAUGAUGUGUAUUUUUGAGACUUGCUGGGCUGCUUAGCCUGAGAUGCAGUUGUGCAAGACCUUCAGAAGCUGUGCAUGUAUAAUAAUGUCAAGUACAGAGAAUUAAAACAGGGUCAGGUCACAUGCAGUUUUGCUCCUCCUGGCGCCCCUGGCCAGUCCACACUACAAGGCCAGGGACUCCCAUACUGAGCCCCCUGCUCUCUUGCACAGCUGGGUCCAGUGCUGUGGGAGUGAAGGUGUUUCCUCAAAGCUCAAUUUUAAUACAGCCUGCCUCCCUGGAGGCUGACCCAGUGCGGGUUUAGUCAGCCUCACCUCAGAGAGAGGGUUAGCCCGUUGCAAUUUUAGCAGUAUUUGCUGAAGUAUGUGGCAUGUGUCAGCCUGGGGCACAAGUCUAUACUAACUGUGAUUUCGUAAGUCCACACUUGACACCAGUAGCAGAAAUCCCCUUAACAGCAGCAGUGCUGUUACUGCAUUUUAGCAGUACAGAGAGGAGACAGCCUGGAUAAUAAUGUGCAAAAUCCUUCUUUACUUGAAAACCCUGGUGUGGCCGUGAUGGCUUGAGUCAUAUGUUAAAAUGCCAAUUUCAUCCAAAUUCCCUAGGGUGACCAUUAAUCCAAAUUGCAAACAUGCCACUUGUGGUCAGCAUCAGAGAUAUCUAGGUCUGGAGAGCUAUCGGCUGUCUAGGACCAAAGUGUAUUAGACUUUGUCUUUGUGCACAGGUGUCAGUGGCUCAAUUAUUUAUUUAUUUAUUCCUGUCUAAUCCACAUGUUAAACCAUUAUGAAUCCUUGAAUACACAGCAUUGUUUUGGUGGAAAAAAGGAUUUGUUUCAGUUUUGCUUAUGCACUUGUCUACCAAGUUGAUUUUGCUUAAACUAAACUGUGCUUUCAGUUUGGAUUUUUAAUUAAUACCUGUGAUACCAAGUUACCUUACAUGAGUCCCUGCUAUACUUGAGGUAAGCAAAAGUAAAUUCAUGAGCAAAAUGUGUGUUUCAUAGGUAUUAAGUGAUGAAGGCAGCUUGCAAAUCAACUUUAGUUCAGUCAAGGCAGUUAAAAGCCAGGGAAAGCCAGGUGUGAGCAGCAGAGCACAGUGGCUGAUGUGGUCCCUGGCAGCCUGGGGUUACCUUCCUGCCAGAGCACCAGCUCACCUGCACCAUUUCAGUGAAUUUUAGCAUUGCUGGCAGUGCGCCCUGAGUUUUUGGAAUACCCUUAUGUGUGUGUGCUACUGUGUUAACUUAUUUGCAACAUUGUUAUGUGUAUUUCAUUGUUGUUGGUUUGGGUUUUUUUUACUUUUGACAAGGAUAUUUUUUUAAAUUAUCUGCAACUACUGGGCAAUAGUCUUAAUUUAUUAUUGAUGUGUAAUGAUGUUAUAAUUUGAAUGCAUUGAGUUUGAAUUGCUUGUUGACACUUGAGCAGGGUUUAUUUGGGUUCACUUGUGACUGCAUCAGAGCACCAGUCCCUCCUGUAUAAAGGCAACUCUCAAUAAACACUAAAAAAAUGUUACUCGUCCUUUUUAAUUUGCCUUCUGGUGGGUACUGUACCACAGGUAGGGCAAGGCUCUGAAAGAGU